Messenger RNA from Neurospora tetrasperma FGSC 2508, 3703 nucleotides. RefSeq lists its product as uncharacterized. The coding region runs from base 1 to 3639 and encodes 1212 amino acids. The record is from RefSeq and is a predicted model, not a curated record. The transcript is spliced from 2 exons. Lineage: Eukaryota; Fungi; Ascomycota; Sordariomycetes; Sordariales; Sordariaceae.
AUGACUCCACAAACUUCCCACUGCUACCGCCUGCUCCAGCUGAGUCGAACUCCGCGAAUUCCCUCCAUUCCCCGAAGCCCACUCCCGACCGGCCCUCCGUGUUGGGUCGCCUCCGCCGCCGACUUCCCCCAUCUCGCCAGCUUUGUCCAGUCCACACGGAGGACGGUGGGGAGCGUGCCCGGUCCGCUCGAGGCCCGCCGCCGCUUGGGGAAACGGAACCUCGGAGAUCUCAAUGCCUUACAAUGUCCGCCCACUCCACCACCAUGGGCCUUCCCUUACCCAGUCGACCUGAGUCAGUGGAAUUGGGAGCCGCCAUCUUCAGCUUCGGCGCAACAUGUUGCCUUUGAUCGUACGGCAAUUGGGUUCGAUAAUUCUACGCCAACGGAUUUGCUCGCUAAUGCCGACUUUUUUGUAAGCGGUUGGACGGCGCAUCAAGAUUUGCGACAGUCGAAGAAUGAACCGAUAACACAACAGUUUCUGGAACAGUGCGCGGUAGAGGAGGGAAUACACAACUUCGAGGAUACACAGCACUCGACUUGGGAUGACGUACCAUAUGAUCAGCCAUUGACAGCGCAAGAAGAAACAGAAAAAACGGAAAGCUUCGAGGAUACACAGCACUCGGCUCGACACGACAUCCCACUUGAUGAUGCAUGGUCAGCUCAGGAGAAUACAGAAAGUGUCGAGGAUACACAGUACUCGACCCCCAACGAUACACCAUUUGAAGGCUGGCCUUCACAAAAAAGCCCCGAAGCUCCGAUCGUGGAAGUUGCGAGCUCGAAGAACAACAGUCACUCAACAACCGCAUCCGACAUCUUUGACGAAACCGGAAAUUUCACUUGGGACCCGACAGCGCAACAUACAGACACCUUGGAGCACUCCGAUUAUCAAAUAAUUAUACCAGAAUGGUCGGCAAAAGUUGAUGUGAAAGGCCCAGAGGCUACACAGCACUCGGCCCAGCAGAAUUUCCCAUGGGAAGAAAGGUCUUUACAUGGAGCGCUCGACAGGUCGUUUACAGUAGACCUAAAGACUGCGACUUCAAUAGACACCAGCCAUUCGACAACUGCACCAGAUGUCUUUGACGAUUCAGGCUUCUUUACCUCAGUUCCAGAAUCAGAGAUAGAUCAAAAGAAUACAAAGCCCGAUCAGUGGAUAAGUCCAGAGGCUUUUAUGGAACAAUGGUCAACGUCAGAGCCGCCGGAGGAAGCGAGGCCUACAGAACCAGAGAUUACCAACCCCUCGGCGGUUCAACUACCAAAAUGGUUUCAAGACCCAGAGACCAUAAACAUACGUUCCCUGAGAAGAGGAGGUGACCUCCAGUCAUUUUCGGAAGCCCUGGGACAAACGAUGCCUGAGGAAUUGGAAAACAUGGAGAGGGACGUUGAGCUGGAAACCACGGGUCCAGAGGCCGUCCGGGAAGAGGAGGCAGAAGAGGAUAUAUUGGAGGAGGAACCACAAUCCCCGUCAGCACAGUACGUAAAUCUUCGACAAGACGUAGAUCGUCUACAUGCGGCAUUCACAGAACCCCUGGCGAUCUUUGCGGAACUGUUCGGUGAAAUAUGCGCCAACCUCAAGCAAAACAUUGCUCUUGGCGAGAUAUCGGCCAUAGAACUUAGGGCUAUCUCCCAUGAGCUGAUCCGAACCAUACAGGAGAGAUGGGGCGAAGACGAGGACAUGAUGCAGACCCAUUAUUCGGCGCUGUACAACAUGACACAGGCACAGUUAGCUGUAUUUCUGAAAACCAUUAUUGACGGCGUCAGAAGUUCCGAAACUCUCACCGCAGACGCCGUUGAACCUGCCUUCUGGCGGCAAUUCUUCGAGUGGAUGUCCAAACUUGAACCUGGCAACGACUUGUAUUACCUCUUCUACUGGGGAAUGCGCACCGUAUCCCAACCUGGUAUCAAGAAGGGUAUGGAAGGCAUUUUGACAGUCCUCGAACGAAUUCUCACCGCAUGGGCUGCUCAGCCGCCAGGAACCACAGAUCUUGGGGAAGGCCCUGACGGGGGUCAAUUGAAUGAGGCUGAUAAAGCUACGCCAAACGUUGAGGAAGAAGAUAUCGACGAGAGCGAUUUUGACAACAACGAUCUGGACCAAGUCAAAUUUCACGAAGAUGUCACGGAGGAAGUCGACACUGACCCAAAUCAAGAUUUAUACCUGGAAUGGCCUCCACCAGAUCCCAAGUCUAUCAGCUGCGUCGACUCCGUCCUGUUUGCGCUCAACGUCCGUUCCAGAGGGGAGAAUCCUCAGAGAAACUGUCUACAUGUUCGUUGGGUUUCUGCGGCCUUGGAAGCCGUCUCCCCACACAAGCACAGUAUCCUUUUCGAUGCAGCCACUGAACUCGUUCUGCAACUCGGCUCCAGUCCAGAGGGGAUGGGAAGUCCGGUAGUAUACAACUGGCUUUCUGUGCUGGCCCAGAUGGACGGAGUGAACACACAAUUACUUUGCGAUGCCAUUGAUGCCUUUAAGACGGUACCGGAAACCAUUGAGCAUUUGGGUAACUUUCAUAUGUGCUCGCUGAUGCUCUUUCACUGGGCCAGUCGAGAUCGUCUCAAGAGAAGGUUUUUAACGGCCAGAAUGUACAGGCACAAGCAUGAGGCAUACCAAGUUGGUCUCGACAACAGCCAACUCGCAUGCCUUGCCAUGGCCAUAUAUGAGUCCGAACCAGCGACAAAUCAUGCGCUUUUGUUCACCAGCAUGUUCCAUAUCCUCCGAUCGUUCAACCGGGUUCAUCACCUCCCCAGGGCCCUCAAGAAGUUCGCACGAAGAGGUUUUAUUAACCGCACUCUUCUCGAAGACCUUGCCUAUCUUUGUGAUGACCACAAGGUAGCUCUCAAGAUGCGUCGCAUCUGGGAAGCCUAUGCCUGGAAAAAGAGAGCGAUAGGUCCCGUGUUCAGGGAAAAGAUGGAAAAAAUGAUGAGUUCCAAAAUGCCACCCAAGAUGGAUGACGGCGACAAGCACGCGCCGUUCAGCACCCACGUAUACCUAAAGUAUGCCAAGGCCAUCAUUGCCGACCCGAGCAUCAGAAUCUCCACCAUCUGGAAAGUCCUUGACAUUCCCAGAUUCGAAGAGGCAUUCGACCCCGACAGGGUUUCCUUGGAGGACCAACGGAAGCGGUUGAGCCUCCAUGGAAACGUGGGUGACAAGCGUGCCACAGUCGUUGCGCAGAUCGCACCCCUGUUCGCAAGCGUUGAACAUCUCUCCGACAGACAGAAAUACCGGCUGAUGCAACAGUCCAUCAGCUAUCUGGAGGAAGUCGAAGCCAUCAAGGCUGCCCGCGGCAUGGGCGGUCUCACUGAUCAGGACAUUCAGUCCACGGUGCAGCACACCCUUGACUCCAGGUACAGCGAGUCCAACGACCGUGACGCGAUCCACCAGCCGAAUCCAUGGAACCAAGGGCUGAGCGCAGAUGUCCUGAUGGCUCUCUACAAGGUUGUGACCAAGGACUUGGUCAUGGGCCGACCGGGCAGGGAAACGAGGCUCAGGUAUUUUAUUCAGUGCAUGGAGAGGCAUUAUGGACCCGAGGUGGCGAGAGCGACAAGGCAGAAGUUGGUGGACUGGAGGACGAAGCUUUAUGAGCAGGACAAGCCGAAUUCCUAUCAGGUGAGGAGGAGGAGGGAGUUGAAGCAGAUGUCGUCAUAUUAGGUGGAAAGGGGCGUAUAUAACGAACGAAAGCAGGCAUGCUUGCACAUAUCUUUUCUUCUUUUUU